AUGCCGCGCGCAGCGACCAGGGCGAUCAAGGCGACAGGGCCACUGGUCUUUGAUGGCAAGCCCCUCGUCCCGAACGACCAUGUCUACGUCUCGCCACCAUGGGACGACCGCGAGGGCGAACCCUACCUCAUCGCCCGUGUGAUCGAGAUCCUCCAGCCCGUCCCCAAAGCCGCGUCCGACUCUCCCACUCCGCCCACAACCAGCUCAUCCCGCACCGUCCCGACGACCGAGCUCCGUGUACGAGUAGGGUACUACUUCCGCACGCGCGACAUCACGAACCGCUAUGUCGCCGACCACCGCAUCAUUGUCGCGACGAUGCAUUCCGACACCGUCCCGGCUUCGUACAUUCGCGGCGUGUGCAUGGUCAAGCACCGCGACCACAUCGAAGAGCUCGAGGUCUACAAGCGGGAGAAGGACACGUUCUACUGGCAUCAGCUCUACGACCGCUACCUGCAUCGCUACUUCGACGCCCUCCCGACUUAUAAAGUGCAGAACGCGCCAGCGGAGAUCAUCACCUUCCUGCAGGAGCACUUCGAGUUCGUACUUUGCGAAGUCGGGACCGGCGCCGAGCUCUGCGACGCUCAGCGUGGAUGCUGCGUCUGCAGUCGGUGGGCAGCCAACGCCGAAUCCGUCUCUUGCGCCCGCUGCGCCAACGUCUACCACCUGAACUGCGUCGACCCACCUCUCGCCGCCAAGCCCAAAGCAGGCUACGGCUGGUCCUGCGCGCCCUGCUCGCGCGCUCACGACGAGGAGGUCGAGACAUGGGCCGAGACGGGGUUGCCGCCGCCUGUGAGGAAGGCUGCGAUUGAGGCGGCUGCGAGGGUCAAGACGGUUGCGCCGCCUGGGACGAGCCAGAUGUUGCACGCGAGCAAGAAGGGAAAGGCGAGGGAGGUCGGACCUGGCGUUCGCCCUGACCCGCACGACUGGCGGAUGACGAACGGUUGGCCGUACCGGUACUUCGGCAUGCACACGAACGCCUACCAGAUCCUCGACCCGCACGACUCGCUCUAUCCUCGCGCCUCUACGCGUCUUGGCAACCGCUUCCAAUGCAUCGUGCCCGACUGGGAUCCCGUCCGCGGCCAGCAAGAGAGCACGCCUGGGCCGGCGAAGCAGUAUUUCCAGCCGAAGCGGAGUCGGGCUUCGACACCGCUCGGGCGGGUCGAGAAGGAUAAGACGAAGAAGCCCAAGCUCAUCGAGAUCAUCCCGCGAGGAGAGGAAGAAGCGGUCCAGGUCAUCUGGCGUCCGACGGACAAGGUGUCGGACGAGGCGCUCGCCGAGCUCUUUGAGCGCGUCAAGAAGACGAGCAUGUACCAGACCUGCGGCGUCGACGUCCUCAACCGCGCCGUCUCGCUCAUCGAGCAGAAGGAGGGCAACGUGAACGACACGAUCGCCGCGCUGCGCAAAGUCUUGAUCUCCUCGCUUGGACACGCAUCGUGGAACGAGGAGGAGAAGCGCAAGCUCGUCGAGGGCGCGCAGCAGCAUCACAACGACAUUGAGGAGAUUGCCAAGAUGAUCAAGACGAAGAAGAUGAGCGAUGUCGUCAAGCGGUACUAUGUCCAUGUCGGCCACACGUUGCAAGAGGACGAGCCGCAGCAGCCGGAGGAGAAGGCGACUGUCGUGGCGACCCGCAGUGGGCGGCAGUCGAGGAGGCGCGUCACGCGUGACGUCUUCGAAGAGCUCGAGGAGCGCGACGACGAGGCCGACGAUCAAGCUUCGAUCGCUCCGCCGCCCAAGACGCCCGCUCAGAAGCGCAACAGGUUUUGCGCGAUCUGCGAGACGACCGAGACGGAAAAGUGGUACUGGUGUCCCGAAAACAUCUGCGACCUCGAGGUCAAGCCGAACCCGAUGGUCAUGUGCGAGAACUGCGGGAUUCGGUGGCGGCACUACGGCGCCCAGUACCCGCCUUACGGCGACGAGCUCAAGCCUGUUCCGGACAAGAAGAAGGACUCGAAGAAGGAGCGCGAAAGGGUUGCAGCGGAGGAAGCGAAACGCCUGGCUGAAGAGGCCGCCCUCGCCGCCGCGUCGAAGGAGCCGACUCCUCCACCGCCCAAGCCGGUCAUCCCGCCCAAGCCGUGCCUGCUCUGCAAGCGGUUCGAGCCGAAGACGGCGCUCUUCCAGUGUGACAACUGCACCAUCUCGUACCAUGCCUCCUGCUACGGCGUCGACCUCGACUACGAGAUCCCGCACGACGAGUGGCUCUGCAACAUGUGCGAGCGGGACAAGGAGCGCAAGCCGCUGGUGCUGCACCCGCACUGCGUCCUGUGCCCUCCGCCGCAGAACGUCGACCCGAGCUCGCCGAUGACGGCGCUCGACUGCCUCAAGGAGACGGAGCUGUCCAACUAUGUCCAUUCGCUGUGUGCAGUGUGGCACCGUGAGCUGCAGCUUGGUCUGCCUGGGCUGAUCUACCCAGUCGAAGGGUUUGGCUCCCUCCCCGAGACGCGUGUCAACGCGCAGUGCGUGAUCUGCAAGGAGCGCGGCGUCGGGUGCACCGUCAAGUGCGAGGACUGCCUCAAGCACGUCCACGUCUCGUGUGCUUGGGCGGCCGGAUACAAGUUCGCGUUCGAGGUGCAGCCGGUGCGCAACAAGAAGCGCCUGCCCAAGGACACGGUCCUGCUCACCUUCAAGGGCGAAGAAGGCGUCCUUCUCCCCUGCGUCUGGUGCCCCGACCACCACUUCACUCAUGCAGAACGCAAGACGUACGACCUCGGCGCACGCGACCAGGCGUCCAAGAUGAUGUACGUCCGCAACAUGAAGGGCACCAAACACCCCGACGCACCCCUCCUUCUCCGCCAGGGCCGCCGCGUGGACUCGUUCGUCCGACCCGUCAUCCGCCCCAAGGCGCCCACCCCACCUCCCGCUCCCGGCCCCCGUCCCAAACCCAAGCCGCUCCUCACGUUCGUAGAGGAGCUUGCGGCUCAGGCGCAGGCGCAGCGUGAGGCGGAACUCGAGGAACAAAGGGCGCUCGAGGCGAAGCGGCAGCCGAAGAAGCGUCGCAGGUCGUCGAUGACCCCCGCGGGUGGAGAGCAGACGGCCCAGGAGGGGGAGAUGAUCCAGGUCGAGCGCGCGGAGGACUCGCCGCUCCCGGGCAAGCGGGUGCGGAAGCCGACUGCGCCGAAGCUGGCCAUGUCGCCCAAGGCGCCGAAGAAGUCGCAGGCCAAGAAGCGCAAGACGGCGUCGUUCCCGCAACUUGAGGCGCUCGCGUCGAUGGAGCAUGUCAUCAACGGCUCGGCGCAGGACUACGCUUCCCUCGCUCACCUCCCGCCUCUCCCGCCCAUGGACGGCUUCGGUGCCUUCACGCCCGAGAAGAUGACGCUCCCCGCCCUCCCCGUCUUCCCCGACUCGCUCCCCAAGCUUCCGUCCCUCCCUUCCCUCCCCGACAUCACCUCUGCGCUGCACUUCUCGCCCGCGACUUCGGCCCCUCACCUCCUCAACUCGCUCGUCUACACCGCGCACAUCCCUAACCCGUCCCUCUCCUCCGCCCCUGCCCACCCUUCGCCCCUCUCGUACUCGUCGUCCCUCGACCCGGCACUCCAGGCUCUGACGGCCGUCGCAGCUGCCGAGGCAGACUCGAGGGAGGCCGGACAGCCUUCUACGUACGCUCACCCGCCGCAGGACGGGGCAAACGACGCGAACGGCUCGGGUGAGGCGUCGACUUCAGCGCAGGCGGAGGCGCAGCAGGAGCAACCGGUCGAGGAGGACCCGCCUGCCCAGUCUGAGCCGCAGGGAGAUGCAGAGGAUGGUCAUGCUGCUGUCGAGGAGGAGGCGCACGCAGACGCAACCGAGGCUGAGGCUGAGGCAGACGGCGACGACGACGGCACGCCUGGUCGUCGCCCGAGGCGCAAGGUCCGAGCCCCUGCCGCCCUGCGCGACACAACCGCCUUCUCGGACGACCCUGCGCUGCAGCAACUCGCGCAGACUUCGCCGCGUCCCCGCUCUCCCGCCGCCCUCGAGCCGCCUCCGCUCCACCCGAUCCUCGAUUACGUCCGCGCGCACGAGUCGGCCCAGCAUGGGUUCCGGUUCGACACUCCUGACGACAGCGAUGUCGCGAGCGACCACCUCAACAGUCCUGGCCCGUCGUCAGCGUUUGGUUCGCCUGCCUUCCUGCCGAACCCGCUGCCCGCCGAGGGAGGCCGUUCAGGCGGACGCAGCUCGGACCCGAACGCUUCGCCCAGCUCCAAGGCUCGCCAGCGCCGCAAGCCGCGUGGCUCGAGCGGGCCGUCGACUUGCGCGAACUGCGGAACGUCCGACUCGCCCCUCUUCCGCCGCGACUCGGAGGGUCGCCAGCUUUGCAACAGUUGCGGCCUCUACUUCAAGACGCACGGUCACGACCGGCCGCAGAAGGUCAUCCAGCGCGCGAUCGGCGCCGCCCGUGUUCAGAAGCGCAAGCAGCAGAUUGAGUCCGGCGAGACUCCGCCGAAGCGCAUCAAGCCCGCUGGCAUCCCUUCGCCGCUGCAGGCUGCGCCCCACCCGCAUGCGCCUGCCCAGCCGUCGCCCCUCCAGCCCAUGCCCGCCUUCUCGUACGGUGACAGUCCGGCGUACUCGCCCGAAGCGUACGCUGGUCCGUCUGGCUCGGGCGGCGGCGGAGGACGUCGCUCGGCGUCUGCCUCGUCGUCGGCGACCGGAAGCGGCAACGGCUUGAACGGCACGCUCUCGAGCGGCAUCGCAGCCGGCUACGAGAGCCCCUACGCCGCGUACGUCCCGCCCAUCCCGACCACGUCGCAGCCGUUCGACCCGCGCCAGUACGCCGGCGGCCACCAUCUCCCGCAGCCUCCUCAGCCGCACCAGCACCACCCCUACGGCCACCACUUCCCGUCGAACCCGUCGCCGACCGGCAACGCCUCGCCUCAGCUCCCUCGUCCGACCUUCGGCGCCGGCCCGUCGUCCACCAGCGGGCACUACUAUGACCCGUUCGGCAUGCCUCCCUCGACGAGCGCCGCAUCGACCGAGAACACCGUCGACGCCGAGGUCUUGCAGCGCCACGCGCUCGAGUCGCUCGCCGCGCAGGCACUCAGCUUUGGCGUUGGACCGAGUGCGAGUGCGCCGCCUACCUCGGCAUCGCAGCCUGAGCAGGCGUCGUCUGCGCCCGCCGAGACGAGCAGUGCGCCCGUCGAGAUGGACGUCGCGCGGUCAACGGCGACGGAGCAGCCGCACGCACAUGCUCUCGCCCACCCUGCCGCCGCCCAAGUCCGCGCAGAGGACGCGAAGGAGCAGACGGGACAGCCCAGCCCGCCGCCGAGUGCGUCUGCGAUGCCGCUCGCGCCGCUCUUCCCUGGUGACAGUGCGUAA
Messenger RNA from Rhodotorula toruloides NP11, 5286 nucleotides. RefSeq names its product PHD finger and BAH domain protein (Snt2). Gene Ontology annotation, molecular function: sequence-specific DNA binding; chromatin binding; ubiquitin-protein transferase activity. The record is from RefSeq and is a predicted model, not a curated record. The coding region runs from base 1 to 5286 and encodes 1761 amino acids. NCBI's taxonomy places the organism in Eukaryota, Fungi, Basidiomycota, Microbotryomycetes, Sporidiobolales, Sporidiobolaceae. Gene Ontology annotation, biological process: histone catabolic process. Gene Ontology annotation, cellular component: Lid2 complex. The transcript has 18 exons.